UUCAGCAAAUCAUGAAAUCAAAAUUUGUCAUAAUAUAAUAUUAUACCUAUAUCAUUACUAUUUACUGUUAUAGUAAAUAUCAUGUUAAGAACUCAUAACUAUAAUAAUAUAUUUUACAGUAUUUGAAACGUAUUGACUAUAGCACUCAUUUCUGCCGAAAUUAUUCCCUGGUGAGUCGGGUGAUAUUUACACUGCAUCAAUCGUCCAUUUUCUAGUCUGUCUGUCUGUCACCCCUCUAUUAUGAGUAAAUGUGAAUUUGUUGUGCACCAUUUCCUCAGAUGUCAUUCAAGGACCGACAAUGAUUCAGCAGACGUGUCCACACAGGUGUGGUAUGCUGCUUUUGAUCCAUCUAAAAAGUCUUACUUGGUUGCCACUUGCGGUGGAAAUAAGGUCUGUGUUAUCGAUGUGAAGACUGGAGUGGUCCAGUAUAGAUAUACUUAUGUCAAAGGACUAUUAUAUACAUUAUCAUGGAGUACAGCAUGUCCCGGCAACAAGAUAUUGGCCACUGGUGGGACAAACAAUACAAUUGUGUUCAUAGACUUGUCAACCAAUUCAGCAUAUCUUCACUACAUUUUGCCUAUAAUGAACAAUAAAAAAGUAUUUAUUAGCUCCAUUUUAUUUCAUCCUUCUCAAAAUGUAUUGUUUUGUACCCUAAACAAUGGAUACUUAUUCAUAUUUGAAUUUGAAAUUUAUGAUUCUCGUAUCGUAAACAUUGAAGAACAAUGUUCAAUUGAUCUCAAAUGUGAAAUAUUUGGAUUAGCUUUUUGUGAAAUAAAUGAUUAUUUACUCAUUGCCACUAAUGUUGGUUUAAAAGGAUGGGAUAACUCUCAAAGCCAAGAUCAAGAACUCGUAGAUUUUGAAUUGCCUAAAAAUCCUAAUGAACUGUACAAGGAUCAAAAUGAAAAUGUGAUUGAUUCAAUUGAGAUUGUUAAAGACAGUUGGAUUGCUAUUAAAGUGGCUUUGCACGGAGUGAUAUACAUUUUCAACCUAGAUGAAGCAUUGUCCAAAACUAAGAACAACAAGUGUGUAAUAAUACCACCUUACAUACUAAAAUGGAGCGAUACAGACAACUAUUUUAUGAGCUGUAGUGUUGGUCUUGAUGGCAAGCUCUUAGCAUGUGGAGAUGAUAAAGGUAGUGUAUGGAUUUACAACUUGAAGGACAUAUCCUUCAAAUCUACAACAAGUGAUUCUAAGAUCAUUACUGUCAAUUCAGUCUUGAAAUGGCCCAAACUUCAUGACAGUUAUUUGAAAAAGAAAAAAAAAUUGGAAGUAGAUGUAUAUGAUAUAGUAAUGGCUAAAUGUGCUGUUCAUUGUAGUGGCAAUUAUCUUGUAGCUGUUACUAAUAACAAUUUUGUUUGUUUGUACAAAAAACCAACAAUUAAAAAUUAAAAUGUGAUUUA
Rhopalosiphum maidis (corn leaf aphid) is the source of this 1400-nucleotide messenger RNA. RefSeq names its product leucine-rich repeat and WD repeat-containing protein 1-like. The coding region runs from base 241 to 1389 and encodes 382 amino acids. Gene Ontology annotation, biological process: chromatin organization; establishment of protein localization to chromatin. The transcript is spliced from 7 exons. Gene Ontology annotation, cellular component: nuclear origin of replication recognition complex. The record is from RefSeq and is a predicted model, not a curated record. Gene Ontology annotation, molecular function: protein binding; chromatin binding. NCBI's taxonomy places the organism in Eukaryota, Metazoa, Arthropoda, Insecta, Hemiptera, Aphididae.